AGACUCCUCUACUUUAGAUCGAAAUCAUGCAGAUCUUUCGUCUAUUGCUAUUUGUGCUGCUGAUGGUCUUAAUUGCUAACCUUCAAGCUGACGUAGGAGAUGAUGCAAAAGAGGCAUCAGAGAUUGUGAAAACCGGAAUUGAAGCAACCAAUGCUAUUACCGAAAGUGUCUGGUGUCAAGGUCCUAGCUAAAUUUACUAAAGUAAUGGGUUCAAUUGCUCCGUUUCUGGCUGCUAUUGGACCACUUAUGGAUAUCAUAACCCUAUUUCUUCCGAAACAAGAAGAUCCAACUUUAACAUUCUUAAAAGAACAAUUUUCAAGAGUAGAUUCAAAUUUCAGAAAUAUGGAAAGACUUUUUGGCGAAGUUACAAAUCUAAUUAAAUCAAAGGCUCUCAAGGCGCAGUUUUCAGGGAUUGAACAAAAUGUCAACGCUUUGUCAUAUCGACUACAUAUGUUAAUGACAGCUCCAAAAGAUGCUGUCAAAGGUCAAAGAUCACGCUUUAUCAAUGCAUUUAGGGUCAGUUAUCAAAGUGCAGCCAAAAAAAUAUAUAAUGGUAUUAUGACAAAGCAGUCUUUCACAGACAAUAUUCCACAAGAAGCGAUGGCAUACACAAAUUAUGAUCGCAAAAAGAUGCAAACGGUAAUGGCUGGAUGCGUCGGACUUCUAAUGACAGCUGUGAAGGUUAAUCUAGCCUAUCUGGAGCUCUCAAAUAAGAAAGCAAGCUAUAAAAUGGAAAAAGUAGUGUGGGAGAAGCACAUCAAGGAAGUUCUCCAGAAAGUCAAAGCUGUGGAUAAGCAAGUCACUGAUGCAUGGGAAAGUCAAAAGUUGAAAGAUUUGGAAGGCCUAUCUGCACAAUACAAAGAUGAUAGUCACGAUCAAUUUGCAAAGCGAUUGUUCAAAUUCUACUCAAAGAAAUAUUACUGGAGGGAUUGGGUCGUCAUCGUAUACAACAAAAUGGCCCAAUCCUGGACUGGAAAUAAUGGGCAUGAUUUUAAACUCUGUGGAGGGAAUAAAUACUUGGAAAAAGAUGGAAGGAAUGUUUUGACGUCAAGCGUACCGAAAGAAAAAAGGAAGAUAAACACAGAACAUUACAAGAAACAAUUGAGUAAAGUUAGAACAGAGACAGUCGUAUGGGUUCAUUAUCCUUGGACAGCAAAGUCUGUACUGAAUCAGAUUAAAAAGUUUAGCAGAUCUGAUGUAUGCAUGCAAGCUGUCAUUUCUGACCGCGAAAGAUCGCAUGCCGAAAGUGCCCCUGGCCGCUUAGCCAGCAAGUGGAAAUAUUUUUACAACAUGUACGUCUUUGGAUAAAAUGUAAAAUGCAUGUCACCAUUUAUUAAAUAAAUUAUGAAGCAAAAGAAUGAAAAGAA
Molecule: messenger RNA, 1367 nt
Organism: Saccostrea echinata
Lineage: Eukaryota; Metazoa; Mollusca; Bivalvia; Ostreida; Ostreidae
Exons: 1
Coding region: 151-1308 (385 amino acids)
Source: RefSeq, a predicted model, not a curated record